AUGUUACCUAUAAUCUUAAUUCCAUUCAUAUCUCUUGUACAAGGCAUAUCAUUACCUCGACGAGAUGAGUCCACUCCAUCUGGAGGACCAGUUUACGUAGCCUGUGUAACGGAUACGACAUUCUCAUCGCUGAAUUCCGGAAUAGGAAUCAACGCGACAACAAGAGAAGAGUGUAGUCUAUCUUGUACAACAACAAAAUGGGAUGUAGCUUAUUAUCGUGAAGAUAAUUCAUCAUGUCAUUGUACCACCGUUGAAGAAUCACCUAAAUCAGAUGAAAUUGUCUAUGCAAUCGAUCAAGUAGGUAAUUGUAGAUCACAAGAUGAUGCUUCUGUGGAAUACCUUCAUUCAUCAUAUACACUCUGUGAAUGUAUCUUGCCUCCUCUCCCUAAUUCAACCACCAAUUUCACUUCUCCCAGUUCAAUCCAGUGUUUGACAGAUUGUCCAGGUGACACAUCAACUAUAUCGAUCAGACCAGAAUACAAUAGUGUGAAAGAUACCUUUGAGUACGAAUGUGGAUGUUAUACUGACACCACUGGCUCACAAAUCGGAGAAGGAGAAGGGCAGAAAACGGAUUGUGGAUUUGGUAUUGAGAGUAUAUAUGUCAAAGUGUAG
This is a messenger RNA of Kwoniella shivajii, 612 nucleotides long. RefSeq lists its product as uncharacterized. NCBI's taxonomy places the organism in Eukaryota, Fungi, Basidiomycota, Tremellomycetes, Tremellales, Cryptococcaceae. The record is from RefSeq and is a predicted model, not a curated record. Bases 1 to 612 code for a protein of 203 amino acids. The transcript is spliced from 3 exons.